Silurus meridionalis is the source of this 777-nucleotide messenger RNA. It is a transcript of the gene dtymk, whose product is annotated as deoxythymidylate kinase (thymidylate kinase). The transcript has 5 exons. NCBI's taxonomy places the organism in Eukaryota, Metazoa, Chordata, Actinopteri, Siluriformes, Siluridae. Bases 123 to 761 code for a protein of 212 amino acids. Gene Ontology annotation, cellular component: nucleus; mitochondrion; cytosol. Gene Ontology annotation, molecular function: dTMP kinase activity; ATP binding. Gene Ontology annotation, biological process: dTDP biosynthetic process; dUDP biosynthetic process; dTTP biosynthetic process. The record is from RefSeq and is a predicted model, not a curated record.
ACGACUUAUUUUAUCAGCGGGCGCGAAGUGUGUUUGAGCGGAAAGGCGAGAGGAUUUGUCUCUGUUUUUGUUUUACUGUUUAUUGCAUUAGAAAACAUUUUUUUAAAAACUUUUCUAAAGCAAUGUCUUACCGAAGAGGUGCUUUGAUUGUGUUAGAGGGAGUGGAUAAAGCCGGAAAAACUACGCAGUGUAAGCAGCUUGUGCAUGCUCUGCAGCAGAGUGGGAGACCAGCUGAGAUGAUGCGAUUCCCCGACAGAACAACACAGAUUGGGCAACUGAUCAGUUCCUACCUGGAGAAAAAAAACAAUCUGGAGGACCACACUGUACACCUGCUGUUUUCUGCAAACCGCUGGGAGAUGGUGCCACUAAUAAAGAAGAAGUUAGACCAGGGCAUCACCCUGGUGGUGGAUCGCUAUGCUUUUUCUGGAGUGGCUUUCACAAGUGCCAAACCUGGCUUCACUCUGGAGUGGUGCAAGCAGCCUGAUGUGGGCCUGCCAAAGCCAGACCUUGUGAUGUUCCUGCAGCUGAACCCCAACGUCGCAGCUGAACGUGGAGAGUUUGGAACGGAGCGAUACGAGACCAGCGUUUUUCAGCGUACAGUGCAACAGAGGUUCGAACAACUUAUGAAGGACACCUCUGUUAACUGGAAGGUGAUUGAUGCAGCCAGAAGCAUAGAAGCAGUACACAAUGAUAUUAAAGUGCUGUGCGAGAACUCAAUCAAUGAAUCAGAAAAUCUGCCACUUGGAGAACUCUGGAAAUAAAGAUUCGAGGAUAACA